GUUGAAGUAUAAAGAGUUCAUCAGAGAAUGUUUAAACGAGUGACUUUAUGCUUGAACAAGCCUCAUGCAAGUCUUCAAGUCACGCCAAAAACUUGGAAGCUGUCAGUGAAGACAUCCGUGCCUUGGCAAGUUCUCUUGACUGUCUUUGUUCAAGGAACUGCACCUUCUUCUCCCUCCACAACGCACACCAGCCAUGUCCGACUUAGAAAAGCGAAUUUCUCGGAGCGGCUCUCAAAGCCAAGUUGAAGAUGUGAAUAACAACCUCCUGGCCCGGGCCGAUGCGCCUAUCAACUACGACAGUGAUGGUAUCCAGGGAAUUGUGCGCUCGCCAUACGUGCUUGGCGCAGCGUUGCUCGCAUCUUUUGGUGGUUUCUCGUUUGGAUACGAUCAGGGUGUCAUCUCCAUCAUUCUCGUCAUGCCCCAGUUCCAUGAAUGGUUCCCCGAGACCGCCCCCGGCGGUCCAAAAUAUGGCUUCUACACUGGUUUCAUGACCGGGAUGCUCGAGUUUGGAGCCUUCAUCGGCUGUCUUUUCCUCCCGUACCUCGCCGAUAAAAUAUCUCGCAAGUGGGCCUUGACGAUUGCGACCUUCUUCUUUUGCGUAGGUGCCAUCAUCCAAACCGCCGCUCACAACUAUGGAACGCUCGUCGCGGGCCGCACCAUCGGUGGCGUUGGAGUCGGAACUUUGGCAAUGGGUGCGCCGCUCUACAUAUCAGAAAUUGCGCCCCCAAACCUCCGCGGUUCCCUCCUCGUGCUCGAGUCCAUCAGCAUCGUGAUUGGCGCUAUAAUUGCUUACUGGAUCACAUUUGCGACAAGACACAUGGAUGGAGAAUGGGCCUUUAGACUACCUUUCGCUCUGCAAAUGGCCCCAGCUCUUAUGGUCGGUCUCGGAAUCCAUUUCUUCCCCUUCUCUCCUCGCUGGCUCGCCAUGGUGGGCCGCGACGAAGACAGUCUGGGGUCUCUUACAAAGCUGCGCCGUGUUCCUCCAACCGACGAGCGAGUCCAGGCUGAGUGGAAGGGGAUCCUGUCUGAAGUUCGCUUCCAGCAGGCGAUGCUCGUUCGGGAACACUCGAGCUCCAACGCUUUCACGGCAGAGUUGAACCAAUGGGCAGACCUCUUCAAGCCCAGGUAUUUGAAGCGCACAACCAUUGCCCUCGGCAUUCCAUUUUUCCAGCAGUUCAGUGGUAUUAACGCAUUUGUGUACUACGCCCCAACGUUCUUCGCCGCCCUGGGACAAAAGGGAGACAUGCCUCUCAUUCUCUCCGGCAUGGUUAACAUCUGUCAGCUUGUUGCCGGAAUUCCCACGUUCCUUUUCCUAGACCAAGUUGGCCGCAGAAAGCUCGCCAUCGGCGGUGGUUUUGCAAUGGCUGUUCCCCACUUGAUCAUGGCUGGGGUUGUCGGCAAGUUCAACUCGUCAUGGGAUGAGCACCCUGCCAUGGGUUGGUUCGGUGUCGCCCUCAUUUGUAAAUUGACCUGGCCACUGCACGUGCUAAUUUCUUGCUUCAUUAGCUAUGGCCCUCUUGCCUGGACGCUGCCUGCUGAAGUCUUCCCCAACUCCAAACGCGCCAAAGGUGUUGGAGCUGCAACUGCCAUGAUCUGGCUGGCCAAUUUCAUCAUCGGGGUUUGCGUACCGGAAAUGGUCAUUAAACUAGGAUGGGGCACCUAUCUGUUCUUCGGGCUGUUCUGUGUUGCUGCGGGCGUCUUUUCCUUCUUCCUAGUGCCCGAAACUGCCCAUAAGUCUUUAGAACAGAUUUCCGAGCUGUUUGGUGAUAACAGCGUCGUCGAGGAGCAGGAUAUCCGCCGCCGCAUCAUCGAGGAAGUCUGGACUGACCCCAAGUACAACUCUAUCGCUAUGUCCCUGGCUUGACUUUAUCCCGAUCACGCACGCGGAUAAUAAUUGGGGAUUUGAUAAGCCAGGUCUAAGUGGCAUCAGUAAACAUCCAGUGCAAAUAUCUUAGCCUGUACCUGUAGUCACUGUUUUGUAAGAUGGAGUGAUCUUCCUUCCGCGCGCGCUUCAUUGCUGCAACAAAGGCGCGCUAGGUACGCAGUGUAGCAAACCACGUGAAUACUUCCCUGUUCGUGCGACUUCACAUUCAGCCACAUGAGUGCAUUCUGUCCAAUCAGGCCUAUUAAGAAGACUCUCAGGUCAAAGUCGAAGAGCGAAAACCGACACUCAUCCGUGGCGUUAUGCACGGAUUCGGGCGGAGGGGAAACCCUAACAGUUAACUUAGCACGCUUAGCUAGGUCGGAGAACGUGAGAACAGCGUUAAGUAGGGCGAGUCAGAACAUGGAUAGGCCGCUAACUAAGCCACGGCUAGGCCACAUGCCGCUACUUUCGCCGAGUAAUGUCCCUCUU
Molecule: messenger RNA, 2353 nt
Organism: Colletotrichum godetiae
Lineage: Eukaryota; Fungi; Ascomycota; Sordariomycetes; Glomerellales; Glomerellaceae
Product: general substrate transporter
Exons: 4
Coding region: 194-1864 (556 amino acids)
Biological process (GO): carbohydrate transport; transmembrane transport
Cellular component (GO): membrane
Molecular function (GO): carbohydrate:proton symporter activity
Source: RefSeq, a predicted model, not a curated record